Messenger RNA from Astyanax mexicanus (Mexican tetra), 3184 nucleotides. It is a transcript of the gene vgll1l, whose product is annotated as vestigial like family member 1. Bases 278 to 907 code for a protein of 209 amino acids. Gene Ontology annotation, cellular component: nucleus. Lineage: Eukaryota; Metazoa; Chordata; Actinopteri; Characiformes; Acestrorhamphidae. The record is from RefSeq and is a predicted model, not a curated record. The transcript has 4 exons. Gene Ontology annotation, biological process: regulation of transcription by RNA polymerase II.
CAGAUCAUCACAGUCAAGACACAGGUUCUAGGUUCCUCACCAGCACACACUCCACAUCAACCGAUACCAGGGAUCAUCACUCCAUCACCAGGUUACAUACACACUCUUACUAAUACCAGCCACCACAACUUCAUUCACUGCACCACCACCACUUCAGAUGCCCAGCCAGAUUUCCAGCAGCCUGAGAGAGAGGUCCAGCUGCAAAGCCUGAACAGGCCGAGUCUUAUCUAGGGGCUUUUCAGCACGUGAGACACCUGGUUCAGGGUUAGUCUCGGAGAUGGAGCAGGAGGCCGAGAGUCCGGUGGCCGGGAAGGCCGAGGAGCAGUCCGGCAGCCUCCUCUACACGUACUUCCAGGGAGAUAUUAACAGCAUGGUGGACGCACAUUUCUCCAGAGCCCUGAGCAAAGCGACCAAACCCAAAGCAGAACUAAUUAAAAUCAAGAAAACCCGCAAAACAGCCAAGACUGAGGAGCCAGGCUCCAGUAACUGGGACGUGCAGUCACCUCCACACUUCGGACACUCGUACGCUCCAGGACGGAUCCACUUUGGCAGGCGCGAGGAGCCACAGACGAACCCUCAUCUGGAACCGAUCCCUCCCGCCGCGAGCUCCACCGUAUGGCCUGGUGGCCCCCGGCCAGGUGCAAGCUUGGUGCUGCCUCCCAUGGUGUAUCCCUCUGCUGCGUCUGCCAAGGGUCUGGUGCUGCCUGAUCAACAGUACAGUAGUUCCCUAUUAAACCUGCUCCACAGCGACCGCCCUGAUCUGGGCACAGUCAUGGUUUCAGCCUCUAAACAGGAGUUCAUUCCAGGCUGGACCAGACAUCCCGGAUUCGAGGAUCAGAUGCCGCCCCAUCACAGCCUCGACUCCGGAAUGCAAAUGAUAGACAAGAAGGACUUGUACUGGUAUUAACGGAGGACUGAGAGCGUGCCGCUGAAAGGACACUGCCUCCCACGAACAAGGAAUCGUCGUCUCUGUUUUGCUUUUUUACCCAUUUAACCAGUUCUGAGCCUUCACUGAGAGCUCCUGAACUCGCUGAGAAAGGAGCAUGUGCAGACUAACCUGUUCUGAAACUGGAUCUUCACGUACUGCUGACGUGCUGCAGGUUGUAAAGGACAGGCCUGAGGCAGCCUGGGGGAAACUGCACGCCUGUGUUCGGCUCCUGGGGCAGGAAUGAAGACAGAACAUUUCAAAAGACUUUCACACAGAAAGCUGCCCUAUAGCUGCCACACAGUUCACAAAAUACAUCCUGAAGAGUUUACGAGCCUUUUGUUUAAUAUGUACAGCCUCAGUCACACUGUAGAGAUUAUUUUAUUGUAUUAUAUUCAUCAAGCAAACACUGGCAGAUAUUAUUGGUUUGUUUAAAGCAGAAGUCACUUUUACAGUUUAUUUUAAGUUGAAAGCAGAAGUAUUGCUGAGUUUGAAGGGGACAAAAUUCUCUAAUAAAAAGUAUCAGUAUGCUAACAAGACCAUCUCUGCAACAUCUAAUAUAUUUAUUCAAAAUUAAGAGUGUUCUGUUGAAAGUAAUUGAAAGUAUUUCAGAAAUGAACAAAAUGAAUAAAACAAUACAGUGAAAAAUACAGGAUUAUACACAGCAAUUUAUUUUCAUUAACAUGCAUUAAAAGUACAGUCUGGUCCGUGUAAUUUUUAUCAGUUUGUUUCUCUGAUUGGAUCAUUUUAAUUGUUUUUCAUUUAGCCUCACCUGGUCAAAAAAAUUAAACGGAGUACGUUUAAUGCAGGUUAAAUUUCUGUGUAUAUUACAACAAAAAUAAUAAUACUAAUAAAAAAAUAGACUAAAAUAGACUAACUUAAAUUUUUUUUAUGAAUCCGCAAAACGCAUUGACUACUGCUUUAAAAAGUGAAAUUAUACGCAAAUGCAUUACAAUUUUCACUUACCAACCAGAAAUCAUUUAUAAUUGUACACAAACUGAACACUGAACUAAGAUGAUUCUUAGAUGGUCGAGCGAUCUCCACACAGAGCACUCUCUCUCUCCUCACAAAGAUGUCCUUAAUGCUAAGAUGCUUUUGAGUAACUGGGCCCAGAUCAUCUUUCUUUAUUUUAAUGUUUAUGAAAGAAAUGUUAUAUGUUACAGAAAUAUACAUAAAAAAUAUUAAAUCAGCUUUGCCAUCAAGCUGCCGGCACUCAGAGGGAGCAAAAUUGGCCCUGCUCCCUCCGAGUGAGCAGAUGGUGCUCUCUUCUCACAUCACUCCUAGGAUGAUGUUCACAGCACAAGGCGUCUGUGAGCUGAUGUAUCAGAACCGAGCGGCUGCGCUUUCCUCCGAGUGCGCCGUGACGAUGCUCAGCAAUGCUGCAUCAGCAACAGCUCAAAAAGAAGUGGUUCACAUGUAUCGGAGGAGGCAUGGGUUAGCCUUCACCCUCCUGGUGUGUUGGGGCAUUACUAGUAAUAGGAGUCCUAAUGAGUGGGUUGGGCAAUUGGAUGUGUAAAUUGGGGAGAAAAUGGGAAAAAUUAGAAAUAAAAUUAUAUAUAAAAAAUAUAUGUAAAAAAAAAAUCAGUGCCAUAACAUAAACCCUAUAUUCUGAGACAAAUAAUAAAAUAUUAUAAAUUUUUCACUGUAACAUUUCUUUCAACCACAAUAUGUACAUUUAAUUAAAAUAAAUAUUAAUAUCCUUUUUCUGGGUCUCAGGAGGAUACUGCUAAAAGUAUAUGGCUUUUACUUUUACUUGAGUAAUAGUAUGUAUAGCCACCCAUUUAAAAACAAAAAAGAAAAUCAAGUUGGUGCUUUAACUGACUAAGUUGUAACAUUACUGGUGUGCUUAGUACAUUUGAGAUGAUUUACACACUGUUUAAUAAUGAAUAUCUGCCUUCACGAUCAUGCUGUUCCCUCUCUUACAUAAGUAAAAAUCUUCUGGCUGUUGUGAAAAUGAAAGCACGGCUCAUGCUGAAACAAAACUGGACUAAACUGGAUUCUACAGUCUGACAGAUACCUUCAGUUACAGCACAUGUUCUAAACUGUACACUACUCUUGUUGUAUAAUGUGUAAUAUUAUAUGGAUGAUAUAUGGUUUAGGGAUAUAAUGAGUGUAUAGUGUAUUCUAUAUUUCUGUAGAAAUUAUGUGUGAAAAUGUAUAUGAUGUAUACACUGUAUUCCUGUUCAUGUAUCUUUAAUUCGAUAUAUAAUACACCUUUUCUACUAUGUAAUAAUAUGUAAUAAAUAUUUUGUUUUUUAA